GAGCUCUCUCUGCUCGCUUAUCCCUCUCAUCAAUAAUGAUGAUUGAAAAGGUUUAUUCUGUGUUUCUUUGCUUCUUCUUGAUCUCAGUCCUUUUCUUCCCAUUAGCAGCAGCUGGAAGAGUACUACUAGGUACCCCUCAAAAGGGGGAUGAGGGUGGAGACCAUAGCAAUGGGAGGAGUAAAAUUCACGUAAAGCCCAGUCACUCGGGGCAAGCCGGCUCCGCCCUUGGCCACUCAUCUCCCUCCCACGCAACCCCCUCCGGGGUACAUACUGGUGCGCAUGCAGUUACUGCCACAGCCAACACGGCCAACAGGGCUGCACAGGUCGCACCAUGUGGUAGCAGUGCUGGGCAACCGUUCGGAGCUAAUUGUGUAAAACAGCGUCAGCCGGAACGUUCAUGCGGCGAAACUAAUCGCGACUGCAUAAGAAGCUGACGAAGUGGAAGCAUAGUGGACAAUUUACAAAAGAGAAAAUAAUAAUUAUUUUGUAGUAUAUGAGGUGAUGAAUGACCAUCACAUUGAAUUUGAUUAAAUAAAGUAGUGAAUUAAAGAUGAAUUACAGCCUUCCAUUUACUCAUCUCAAACAGGAGGAUUAAAUGAAUUAAGGCAUUUGUAAAGCAUAUGAUAUGCUUAUAAUACAAAUCCAAGUGAAAAAGAAAAAAAAGCUACAGUUAUUUCUUCGAUA
Messenger RNA from Vitis riparia (riverbank grape), 684 nucleotides. RefSeq lists its product as uncharacterized. The transcript has 3 exons. Bases 36 to 434 code for a protein of 132 amino acids. The record is from RefSeq and is a predicted model, not a curated record. Lineage: Eukaryota; Viridiplantae; Streptophyta; Magnoliopsida; Vitales; Vitaceae.